Anguilla rostrata (American eel) is the source of this 6450-nucleotide messenger RNA. It is a transcript of the gene osgn1, whose product is annotated as oxidative stress induced growth inhibitor 1. Gene Ontology annotation, molecular function: growth factor activity; oxidoreductase activity. The record is from RefSeq and is a predicted model, not a curated record. The transcript is spliced from 6 exons. Lineage: Eukaryota; Metazoa; Chordata; Actinopteri; Anguilliformes; Anguillidae. Bases 1686 to 3131 code for a protein of 481 amino acids. Gene Ontology annotation, biological process: negative regulation of cell growth.
UAAGGCUAGCCUUUAUUUCCUUGGUCUGUCGUCCACUGUAAUGAUGCACGGAUGCUAGUUUGCUAAUUUAGCUAAAUGUAUUCUGUGAAGGAGUUGGAAAAUUUGACUGUUGUGCUGGCGCUUCAGAAUAUAAAUAAUCGUUAUGAAAUAGCACCGGUUAGCUUAGCUUAACCUAUUUCGACUGUGAUUGAGGUUAUCUUUCGCCGUUUUGCUUAUGUAGCCUAUGCGGACGACUAAGUCUUAGACUAAAGCUGUUUGCAAAUUACAAUCCAGUUAACGCGACGCUCGACCUGCAGCAGGCGGUGGAUCUAGUCCAAUUGAAUUAGAUAACCCGGCAGGAGCAUGGUCUUGCUGUGGGUAUUGGCAGGGGUAGUGUAGACCGGUCCUAAUGGCUAUACAGUAUAAUGCUGCAGCAGCGGCAAGGACAUCAGCUGGCUGCAAUAUUCCGUAUAUUGCAAGCUUUGAAUAUAGGAGAUCAUGGGUUUGCGCUUCGAUGCGAUUUUCCCUAGCCUAUGUAACGGGAGAUGCAGCUUGCUAGCAUACUGUAAUCGCAUAGUUUUGGGAAGAAGUGAAUAAAGUUUUGCUUUUGAGCCAAAUAUGCAGGAUAACGUUUGUGCAACGCAUUUGAUGUUACGAUACGUUUCAUGACUGUAGAAAUUCAGUUGUCGCAGCUUUGAAUUGUGUUGCCUGUCAGCCAUAACUAAAGUAACGAUAACGCAUGUGUGCAGAACUAGCUAGUCAGCAGGGUAUAUACGUAACGAAAUGGCUCCUCCCCAUAAAUUUCAGCUUUCAGUUUUUGAACCAUAGAAUAUAUGAAAAUGUUUUAUAUAGCUUUAGCUGAAUGUCCUUUUAAAAUAUGCGAUGUCAGUUGAUUUUUAAAGUGAAAGUGGUUGUGUGAUCGCUUACUGGGCACUGCUUGGAGGUGUAGAGCAACAUUAACGUGAAAGCCAUCUGUCAUUUAGUCCUGGAACGCCCACUCCAGACAGUUCACUACGGUUUGGAUCGGGCAGGCCAUAUGUCACAGUAGGUCUGUUAAUCUUAAUAUCAUUUGAACGCAACACACUGUCAGUGAGUCCUGUUGGCAGAUAUGCUUCCCUUGAACAGGGUAGUUUGUGCGUAUAUCAGUGUGUGGUGUAGACUAAACCAGCGUUUCCCAACCUUUUUCCUUCCGCGGCACACUUUCCAAAUUUACAGAAUCUCAUGGCACACCACUCUCAAAAGCAUCAAGGCAUUAUAAAAAAUAAACACCCUGCAAGCGACGUACUGACGUUGAUGUGACGUGCCAACAGUAGCCCGAAAUGUUCUUUUGGGGCUUUAAUUAAGCGAUAUGCAUUUUAAUGACAUUUAUUUUGGGUUUUGUGAAUGGGAUUUGUUCAUUUAAGUUUUCUUAAUUCAGUUGAACAUUAAAAAAAUUUUUUAAAGAAUUUUUCACACGGCAGUGUGCCGCGGCGCACCGGUUGGGACUAAACGACUGCGCUUUGGGUGUAUCAGCAAAGCGUCGCCGUAGGCUACACGAACCCAAACACAUGGAAAAUAAAACCUGUUUUGAAGUGAAACUUUAAUGAGACCAGACUGCGAGAUGUGCGAAUUUUUCUGCAAAAAGACUCAAAGAUGUAGCCGAUCAGGUUGCAGUGCACUGUGGAGACUUUCUCAAGUGGAAUGUUACGAUAAAGCAUCUGAGAGCGAUGGACUUGGAGGACGACCACCUCGUCCCCAGAGACGUCCUGCCGGUGGUGGUCAUCGGUAACGGGCCGUCUGGGAUCUGCCUGUCGUACCUGCUGUCGGGGUACGUGCCGUACCCGUCGCCCGAGGGCAGCCACCCGAACCCCAUCCUCCAGCGCAAGCUGCAGCAGCAGCCUCACCUGUCUCUGCUGGAACAGGAUCUGGAGUACCUGUGCGAGGGCCUGGAGGGCCGCUCCUCGAACCCGGUGGCGGUGCUCUUCGAUUCGCUCCUCCUGCCCGACAGCGACUUUGGGGCCGACUACCCCUCGCCCCUGCAGUGGCGCUACGAGCCGGAGCGGGCCGUCCCGCACGUGGUCCUGGGGAAGGGGCCGCCCGGGGGUGCCUGGCACGCCAUGGAGGGCUCCAUGCUCACUCUCAGCCUGGCCAAUUGGAUGGAGCUGCCGGGCCUGAAGCUGAAGGACUGGGUGCGAGAGAAACGCAGGAGCGUGCGUAACGACCGCGCCACGCCGGCGGAGAUCGCCUCGUACUACCAGCACUACGUGUCGCUGAUGGGGCUGCAGGACCGCUUCGCCUGCGGCACCACAGUGACAUCACUGCAGCGCGCGGGCGGGGAGGCGGGGCCCGGCGUCUGGAGGGUGCGCGGCAUGCGCAGGGAGGCGGGGCCGGGCGACGGGGGAGGGGCGGGGGCGGAGCGGCCCUUCAGCCUGCUGGCGCGGAGCGUGGUGCUCGCCACGGGGACCCACGACGUCCCCGCCCGCCUGGGCGUGCCCGGCGAGGACCUGCCCCACGUCCGCCACGGCUUCUGGGAGCUGGAGGCCGCCAUCUCGGCCGGCCGCCUGGGCCCCGCCUCCGACCCGCUGCUGGUGGUGGGGGCGGGGCUGACGGCGGCCGACGCCGUCCUGGCCGCCCGCCACCUCAACGCCCCCGUCCGCCACGCCUUCCGCCGCGCGGUGACCGACCCCGCCCUCAUCUUCAACCAGCUGCCCAAGGUGCUGUACCCCGAGUACCACAAGGUGCACCAGAUGAUGACCCAGCAGCAGGACAGGGGGGAGGCCCCCUCCAGCUGCUACCCGGGCUACGUCAGCUAUCCCCGCCACCGGGUGGUGGCCUUCCUCCCGGACAGGAAGUGCGUGCUGGAGGGCGAGGGGGGGCGGCGCACCGUGCUGCAGGUCUCCAUGGUGCUGGUCCUGAUCGGGUCGUACCCGAACCUGUCCUUCCUGCCGGAGGACGGGCGGCCGCUGGGCCUGGACCCGGACGAGCGCAUCGGCUGCCGGCGGAACCCGCUGCAGGUGGACCCCUUCACCCACGAGUGCGUCCGCGAGCCCGGCCUGUACGCCAUGGGCCCGCUGGUGGGCGAGAACUUCGUCCGCUUCCUGAAGGGCGGCGCCCUGGCCAUCGCCGCGCACCUGGCCCGGAGGCGCGCGGGGGGGGAGGGGCCGGACUCGUGACGGGCAGGCGGGCGGGCGGGCCGCAUCGCGCGGGGGACGGAUCGGGCCAAUCGGGGCCUUCCGCUGGUUCGGAGCGGGCCGGCUGGAAGAGAACGGGGAAACCGCCUUCGGGAUCUGCAGGAUGCCGGAUCUGGGGCCAGCGAUCCCAUUGGACGAGAGGGGGCAGUGGGCGGGGCUCUGUCUGCGCGGUGGCUCUGAUAAGUUGAGAAGCUUUGAAAUCUGAACUGUGGACUUUUACAAGCAAGGAUUCAUCUUUAUUUCACACCCUGACUGUGUCCACCAGAGGCAGAGGACUCAGUGUGUGUCAGUAACACACACACACACACACACACCAAGAACUUUUAUAUUGUUAGGCAGCUGAUCGCAGGAAAGAAUGUACUACAGUGAAUCUAAAUUCCAGGGACUUGAAUUUAGAGAUGAAGGAUCUGAAGAUCAGGGUUUCUUAAAUAACGUGUAAAAAUCUCAGCCCUACUUCAAGUCUCCCCCUUGAUGUGCUGUAAGGCUGUGUGGAUUGGUUUUAAUUGGUGCCCAAAAGGUUUAUUGGUAAUUUCUCUAGAAAUUCCUCCUUGAAAUGCGGAUGAGGUUUUGCGUGUAUAUUUUUAAAGUGCAGUUCCUGAUGUAGUCACCAGGUGGCAGCAGACAAGCAAUAUUUUUACUUGCAGCCAUUGACAGCAUGGCCUGUAUGUGCAGGUGCGGUAUUUUUUAAUCUGUUCUUCACAGUUAUUGGGGCAGUUACUUUUCAGUUCAUGAAUUUUCUUAAAAUUAAUGAUUUUAAGUUCAAUCAAUUGAUUGAAAAUGUAAAAAGCAAAUGAAUGAUCUAAGGCCAUUUUUAAAGUAGAUUAAUAUAUUAAUUAUUUAUUAACAUUCAUUCCACUCAAUUCUGCCAGCUACAAGCAAUCCAUCAUACCUGUCCCAAUAUAACAUCUUCAGGCAAUUUUUUUUUUUAAAAAGGGUAUUUGAUGAAGUGGCAGCCAUAUUGGACAUGUUGAAUUGGAAUAUUAAAGAUGCUAGCUGGGUUAAUCAAUCACAAAACUGACUUGUGAACAAGGCCAUUCAAAGCCUGAAUGCAGCUGUAUCUUGUUAGCCAACAAGCUUACCCUGGUCCUGCAGUGAACUGCACUUCUGUGCAUUUUAGUUCAUCCAGAUGAAUGUAUUUAUUGUGAAUCUGAGCCAGAAUGGUGAACCGCUGUGUACCUCCAUCACACGGGCACCUGCGCUCAUUAAGCCUAAUAAUUAACACAAUUAUGUAGUGGGGGGGUUUGGAUGGAGCAAAAACAAGACAUUUCUCUGCCACUCCUGGACCAGGGUUGCCUACCCUUGUGCAAAGCAAUACUGAAUGGUGUGUGUGUGUGCAUGUGUGUGUGUGUGUGUGCGCGUGCGUGCGUGCGCGUGUGUGUGUGCGCGUGCGUGCGUGUGUGUGUGCGUGCGUGCGUGUGUGUGCGUGUGUGUGUGCGCGUGUGUGUGUAUGUGUGUGUGAGAGACCAUGAGCGUACCUUCAUGCACACGUCAUUAUACACCACUGGUACUCAUAUAUUAACAGAAGAUUAUAUUUUCAUAAUCAUAAUAAUUUCUGCCUGUUAGUAACUGACAGUAAAAUAUUUGUCACAUUUUAUCGUUUCCAUUCGUAGGUGUUUUAACCGAUGUACGAACAUUCCUAAAGAUCCCCUCCUGGGGAGGCAUGUGUGUCCCUGUGCAGGGGGGUGUGAGGGAGAGAGAUGAGGCACAAUCAUGCUGAUUUUAUUUUUGUUUUGGGGGGGGAGACAAUAAAACACUGAGCUGUACAUGAAUUUUACAUGUAUAUUUUUAUAUGCAGACCUGUUGAAAACAGUGCACUGGCUAAAUGUAUGCUAAUGUAUGCUACUAUAUUACAUUUUCUGUAUAAAAUUAGUGAAGAAGACGAUGCAUUUUAGGCAUGCCAUUUUAGACUCAAACUGACUAUCCGUUGCGUUUUGUUUAUGGUUUGACUGAAAGACCUGGUCAAUGUUAAAUUUCCGUUAUCUGGAAGUUAAUUUUGAUGUUGUAUAUGUUUGUCAUCAACCCGCAUUUUCUUUAAAGGCAUGUUUAGCUUUUUAGUGUUGCAUUGGAAUCUGGUGAAAAGUUCACAAUAGAAGAAAUCCACAUUAUUACCAGUGCUGCUAUGUCACCUUACACCAGGGGGGUGGCCGCUCUUAUCUGAAAAGGGCUGGCGUGGGGUGCAGGUUUUUGUGUUAGCCCAGUGGACGGGACACGACACCUGAUAAACUAUUUAACCAAUCACGGUCUUCGAGCAAGACCUCGAUAAGCCGAAUCGGGUGUCUUGGGGCUGAGCUAAAACUAAAAACCUGCACCCACACUGGCCCUUUUCAGAUAAGAAUAGACGCCCCUGCCUUACACACGUACCUUAAGAAAAGGCAUUAAGGAUCUGCUGUGCCCCUGCCCUGGGCAGGUACGUAUGUGUUCGACAGGUGAGCGGGCGUGUAGAAACCCUGGCUGUUGAUUCCACUGCUUUGUUUUAUCGUUUCGCCGCUUUGUGUACAUUGACACUGCUGACAGUCGUUGUUACUGAUGUGAGGAGCGUGCAGCUGAUUUCUGGCAGUUCGACUUCAUGUCUGUUGGAGGUAAUUUAACAUGAGCACCACUCUGGUGAUGGGCGGUAGGGUCUAGUUUAAAGGGCACCUUUCCAGGCCGGGCCGCGAUCGUUCAGUGCGCCCAAUAAACGCCCCCCCGCCCCCUCAUUUCUUUUGCAGUAAUGCUCUGGGGGUUUUUUAAAAGGUUAGCUCUCGCCCCGGUCUCUGGCACCGCUGGGUUUUGGGUUCUGGUCUCAGAGCUAGGAGGGUUUGGGCUUCAGUCCUGCAUAGAACUGUAGUCUUUACAAAGGUGCUUCAUCUUCAGUGCUUCUCAACCAUGCAGCUUUAUGAAUGGAUAUGUCAAAUAUGUCACCCAGGGUAACCAGAAUAAUAAUAAUAAUAAUAAUAAUGUUCUGUAUUCUUGAUUUGCUGCCGGUAAAGUUUUAAAAGAGUUAACUUUUAAAGAAUAAUGAUAGUUAUCGGGAGGGGAAGUGUGGUGUGUAGUGUCAACAUGAACUUGCCUUAAGAUGUCUGUCCUCUCUCAGUAUGCAUAUACUGGAAUAUUCGGUCCACAUCACUGUGGUCCAGACUGUUUGCGCACUGAAACAUUGCCAAGCCCUGUGUGGCUUUAGCAUGUUACUGGCUGCUAUUGAAAUGUGUUUAUAUUCAUUUUAUACCGCUUUCCUCAAUCUGGAACAUUCAGUACAUUUUAGAGGCUUUUUUUUUUUCCUAUCAGUGGUUUGAUAAUAAAUAUGCAUUGUUUGCUAAUUUAA